This is a messenger RNA of Oryzias melastigma (Indian medaka), 4592 nucleotides long. RefSeq names its product ALX homeobox 4a (gene alx4a). Gene Ontology annotation, molecular function: RNA polymerase II transcription regulatory region sequence-specific DNA binding; DNA-binding transcription activator activity, RNA polymerase II-specific. Gene Ontology annotation, biological process: regulation of transcription by RNA polymerase II. The record is from RefSeq and is a predicted model, not a curated record. The transcript is spliced from 4 exons. Bases 355 to 1467 code for a protein of 370 amino acids. Lineage: Eukaryota; Metazoa; Chordata; Actinopteri; Beloniformes; Adrianichthyidae.
ACUCGCACAUGUCAUCAGCAUAAUCACUCGGGAGAGGGGUCCUGCAGCCAGAGGAUCUGGGUCUCAUCCUCUGAGGAAAGACGGCUUUGUGCGGGUCUGCUCCAACCUGAGAGAGUUCUCAGUGUUUGGUCAGCGGCAGCGGUUCCUGGAAAAGAUCUGAAUCGUUCUCUCUCUAACCAAACCCAGCUGUGGAGCCGUGCGCGCCGCAGUGAGCGCGGGUGCGUGCUUGUGUGAGUGAAAGAGGUAGGCAGAGAAAGGCUUUUCUGUGCUCCCUCUUCUAAAAGAGAGAUAGGAAGGGAGGAAGGAAGGGGAAAAAAGUUUGGUCUUGUUCUCCCCUUGACUCUUAUUUUAGGAAUGGACGCCGAGACUUGCGUUUCAUACUGCGACAUGACAUCCAUGGAUUCAUAUUAUAGCCCAUCUGCUGCUGCUGCGCAAAGUAGGGAUCACCAGGCGGAUCACUUUAGGACGUUUCCAGCUACUGACACCAAAUACAGCCCCACUUCCUUCCUGCCCAACAAAGGUCAGGCUUACGGAGAAAAGUCCAGGAGCCCCUUCGAGCAGGAGUGCCAAUCAUUGGAUGCCACCGCAGCUGGGCAAGGCUCUUUCAGCAAAUACCAUCUCUUCAUGCACAGGUCUUCUUGCAAAACACCCCCAGAAGAGGACAAACUGCAGCAAGAAAGAGGACCCAACGGAGUCCUCCCGUGCUAUGGUAAGGAUAGCUCUGGUCUGACUGACUCGGACUUAGCUCCAGACUCUGACCCGGCUGGAAUGGACAGCAGAUACCUGUCCGUGAAGGAUCCGAGUGUGAAGGCAGUUUCUGAUCGUCCGCCGGGUCCUGACUUAUCCAGCCCGCUGGACAAGCCCGACGGCAACGAAAGCAACAAAGGCAAGAAGAGACGCAACCGCACCACCUUCACCAGCUAUCAGCUGGAGGAGCUGGAGAAGGUUUUCCAGAAGACGCACUAUCCAGAUGUCUACGCGCGGGAGCAGCUGGCACUGAGGACUGACCUGACUGAAGCCCGCGUGCAGGUGUGGUUCCAGAAUCGCAGAGCAAAGUGGAGGAAGAGGGAGCGCUUUGGCCAGAUGCAGCAGGUCCGAACACAUUUCUCCACUGCUUACGAGCUGCCUCUUCUAACACGGCCUGAGAACUACGCACAGAUCCAAAACCCGUCUUGGCUCGGUGGCAGCAGUGCUGCGUCUCCUGUUCCAGGCUGUGUUGUCCCCUGCGACACCGUUACCCCCUGCAUGACUCCUCACCCCCACUCUGCCAGCGGGGUGUCUGACUUCCUGGGUGUUCCCAGCCCCGGGGCUCACAUGGGACAGCCUCACAUGGGCAGCCUGUUCGGCGGAUCCCCCGGCAUCAACACGUACGAUCUCAACAUGGACCCUGACCGCAAGUCCUCCAGCAUUGCAGCUUUGCGCAUGAAAGCCAAGGAGCACAGCGCCGCCAUAUCCUGGGCCACAUGAUGGGAUGAUCAGGGACCGCGCUGAUGAUGAUGAUGCUGAAGCAUCUGUGUAAAGCGAAGCAGCAACACCUACAGAAAUGCUGCAUCUAGACCCUUCUGUAGUGAGAUGGCAGGUUUUAUUUUUAGUGCCUCUGAGUAAGUGGGAAGAGGUGAAAAAUGUCAGAAUUCAGACAAACAUAUGCACUUAUUUUCUCAAAUACAACAUUUUUGUUUUGUACAGUCUCUACAGUUGUCAGUUUGGGACAGUUUGGUUUUACUUUGCUAUUUAAAUUUAAAAGUGUUCAUGUUUUUUCCUUUAAGCUGUUAUUUUUUUAUUUUUAUUUUUUUGCUUUAUAGUCCCAUCCACUUUACAAUAAUCUUCAUCACUCUCUAUAUUUUGAAAUCCUUAUUUUAAAAGUUAUUUCAUGGUGAUAACACACUAAUGAAACAACAUUUUAAACUAAAACUAUUUAAGUUUCUCCCAAAACAAAACAAGAUCUUAGAAUUUGGGAAAAUGUGGUCAUUUUAGCUUGUGAGGGAUACAUCUGCUUCUGCCAGAGAGACAGAGGAGGAAGUGGGAGGGAAAAAAAUGCACCUUACACUGCUUUUCUUGAAGGCUUCAGGAAAAAAAAAAAAUAGUUGGGUAAACAGCCAGAAAUGACACAGGAACCAGCAAACACCCUCUUUAAAACACAUGUAGCUGUUUUAAAGAGGGUGGAAUCAUCAUUUUCAAUUUCAUUUACAUGCCAAGAAAAGCCAUAAACUAAACCAAUGUCAUAAACCUCAUGAAAUUUCAAAAAUGAUUUCACAUCAGAAGCUGUAAAGCUUUAUAAAAUUAAAUUAUUUCUCAAAAGCAUAUUUUUCAUCAUUUUUUUAACACAUGAGUAGAAAACGUUUUUUACAGGCACACUCUCCUCAUAAGAUUUUGGUUCCUUUAUAUGUACAUUAUGACUCAGGUGUUUUUUUCUUGGUGAAAGCUGGAUGUCAAACCUGAAUUUUCUGACACUAGAUGUCCCAUUUUGGCAGCUUCAUUACUGCAUCAGUACUUUAAAAGGUUCUGUCACUUUAAAACAGACAAAGAAUUUGUUUUAAACCUAACUUCUCUCCUAUUUCCUGUUAAUAAAUCAACAUUUUGCACAGAUUUAUACGAAUCAAGACGUCUUUCUAAAUCUUGUUUAUAGAAGACAAAAAAGAUGAAUUAAAAUUAAAAUAUAAUGAGAUACAUCUCUGUUGCUUUAGACAUUUUUUAAACUUAAAAAUAAAAUCUGUCACUUCUCUAAUCUGUGAGAGAAACCUGGAUCCCCAAAAUGAUCUUGAAAGAAAAUCAUACGAAUCAUUACUGGAAUAUUUUCUGCUCAUGUCACUAUUUGAACAAGAUGUUUCAAAGGCUUUGAGAGUACAAAAAGAAGUCAAACCAAUCUGAGCUGUAACCAAUUUUCUCAUAUUUUACCAAGAAUGUCAUUUUCCUUUCAACAGCAAACUUUUUUUUAAUGCUCCUGGUGAUGACUUCCUUAAGAGACACAAGCAACAAAUUAGGUUUUCCAUCACAAAAUCCUUAAAAGGUUUUAUAUUUUCUUUAUUUAGCAGAUUGUGUUCUCUAGAGGGAAACAGUCAUCCUCCAUUCCCUAAAAUGAACCACAUUUUCCUGUAUUUUUUUUCAGAGUAGAUAUGAAAAGUAAGAUGUAGUCAGCCAAACAUGUGCAUGUAUAGGCGACAGAUCUUACGAGAGAGGGAUGAAUCCUUUCAGAUGUGACCGUGGGGGCCCGAUGAGGGGGUGGUCGGAGGGUGAGCCGUGAUGGCGUCUGCUGUGUUCCGGUGUUCUGGGAAAAAGGACAGUGCACACAGCUGUGCUCAGGGGGUAAAUGCAAAACAAACAUGCCUCACACAUGCUUCCCCCCCUCAGCUGUCAAGGCUCUACUUUCAAAGAUGAGCCCCUCCUAUCACACUGUGCCUCUCCCUUCACUCACGUCCACCAGCUUGAAGCUGCAGGCCCUCGGCUGCACCGUCCGAAGCACAGCCGCGCCUGGAAGGCUUUUUAAUUAACACUGAGCUUUGUGGAGGAUUGCAUGUCCGGAUAGACAAGGCCGUCUGUGCAUCACUCAGAUUGUUCCCCUGGAAAAAAACCAAACAACUGCACUGCUCAGGUUUACUGAAACACUUCGGUAUGGACUUAAACAUGAUGUGGGACACGCAUCAAUUCAGUCAUGUUUUUUUAGGCACUUCUGCAUGACUCCAUUCUUGAUUGAUCAAACUCUCAUCAUUUUUUAUACUACUGAACCUAAGCAAUCAGUAAAGGAAAUGCAAACAUGCUCUGUUGAGCAUGAAUGCCGGACUGAAUUGUCACGAGACUCUUGGGCUGUUUUCUUUUUACUCAAUUUAUCAAGUAUUGGAGUGCAUCACUUUUCUAAAAUGUAUGUAGUUGUGUGUUUGAACCUUUCUCUUUAUAUGCAAUCUUUCCAUGUUUGUGUAACUCCAAUUAAGAGCAUGAAUCUGCUGGUUUGUUUUGUGAUUAAAGUUCGAUAAGUUAUUGCACUUUGAGGCAGAAUCAUUUUUGGUGUGAUCAGAGUUAAAAGGACAAACUCUAUAAAUGGUGCAGUUGGUGUUAUUUGCUUCUCCCAGUCUUCAGCUGAACAAAUGCUGUCAUAAAGAGUGAAGAAAGGCAACAAUUCUUCAAUUAAAAGUUACUUUUUAUGCCAAGCUUUUGCAUCGCCGUGCAUGACAGCAUGUUUAUAGUCAGCUCCUGAAAUCCCGGUGUAUUUUAGCCCCUUUGAAAGGCCGUAGCACUGAAAUCAGAUCUCAUAACCCGCAAUAGUGUCACACUAAUUGAAGCUGACAAAAAUACGAACUGCACCCUUUUGAACUGCUGACACAGAACAGGGAGGAUUAUGCAGCACAUAUUAACAACAGGUGACAGGCGGCGCAGCAGCGUCAGAGAGAAAGCAUCACUCUGAGGUUCAACUUCACACAUUAAAAAAAAAAAAAGACUCCAAAAUGUUAUAGACGUGAACUUUACUUAUGAACUAUAAUUUUUUUUGUACAACUCAGCACAUUUCCAAACGUCUGCAAUAGAAAAGGAAAAUAAAAAAAGGCGGCAGUGAUAAUGAAUCUUAAAGUUACACUCUAAACCUUGAAAUGCGACACCAAAAA